This is a messenger RNA of Myotis brandtii (Brandt's bat), 5071 nucleotides long. RefSeq names its product myopalladin (gene MYPN). The coding region runs from base 313 to 4281 and encodes 1322 amino acids. The transcript has 20 exons. Lineage: Eukaryota; Metazoa; Chordata; Mammalia; Chiroptera; Vespertilionidae. The record is from RefSeq and is a predicted model, not a curated record.
GUUUUCUCCUAUCCAAUCAGGUGGAAUGUUUGACAGGCACAUGGUUUAUACAGCUCAAAAUAACUUGGGACCUGUGAGCUGACAAAUGCUCUGGCUCCGGUGGUGACAGGUUGUCCAGCUUCUUACAGCCAUCUUCACUGAAACUAAGGUUAACUCCUCACUCUCUAUGGACGGCUACUUUCUAUUUCCAAGAGCGUGAAGAAUUUUCUUUUUCUCCUGUGCAUUCAUCUAAAAGUUCUCCUUGGAUAACUAUCAUCACAGUGGAGUGCCUGGGUUGGACAUCCUCAUCUGGGUCAACUAAAAAAAGAAAGCAUGCAAGACGACAGCAUAGAAGCUUCUACUUCCAUUUCUCAGCUCCUCAGAGAGAGCUAUUUAGCAGAAACCAGACAUCGGGGAAACAAUGAGAGGAGCCGAGCAGAGCCUUCUUCCAACCCUUUCCAUUUUGGCAGUCCUUCUGGAGCUGCAGAAGGAGGAGGAGGCCAAGAUGACCUUCCAGAUCUUUCAGCUUUUCUGAGCCAAGAAGAAUUAGAUGAAAGUGUCAAUCUGGCAAGACUGGCGAUCAAUCAUGACCCUUUGGAGAAAGCAGAUGAAGCUCAAGCUAGAAAACGUCUUUCUUCUGAUCAGAUGAAACACCCAUCGAAAUCAAGUUUUGAUCCUAACUUCCGCCAGGAUAACUCUCCAAGUCCUACCAGCUCUAUCGAGAGCCCUCAAGAGGCAACGAGGCCACAGUAUAGUUCUGAGGCUCAGUCCAAAAAACUAUUCUUAAAUAAGGCUGCUGAUUUUAUUGAAGAGCUGUCCUCCCUUUUCAAAGCCCAUAGCUCCAAAAGGAUUAGACCCCGGGCCUGCAAAAACCACAAGAGCAAGUUGGAAUCUCAAAACAAAGUUAUACAGGAAAAUAGCUCCAGUUUCUCAGCUCUAUCAGAAAAAAGAGAAAGAUCAUCUGUUCCCAUUCCCAUCCCUACAGAUACUAGAGAUAACGAAGUGAAUCAUGCCCUUGAACAGCAGGAAACCAAGCGGCGUGAGGCUGAGCAGGCUGCCAGUGAGGCAGCUGGUGGAGACACCACCCCAGGGUCUUCACCGUCAUCCUUGUACUAUGAAGAACCUCUGGGGCAACCUCCCCGAUUCACUCAAAAGUUAUGGAGCAGAGAAGUUCCAGAAGGAACCAGAGUACAGUUGGAUUGCAUAGUGGUAGGAAUUCCACCACCUCAAGUAAGGUGGUAUUGUGAAGGCAAGGAGCUUGAAAAUUCCCCAGAUAUUCAUAUUGUCCAGGCGGGAAAUCUGCACUCACUGACCAUUGCUGAAGCCUUUGAAGAGGACACAGGACGCUAUUCCUGCUUUGCUUCCAACAUCUAUGGGACAGAUUCAACUUCUGCUGAGAUUUAUAUAGAAGGGGCUUCUUCUUCUGACUCAGAAGGGGACCCUAACAAGGAAGAGAUGAAUCGAAUCCAGAAGCCAAAAGAGGUGUCACCCCCUCCCACUACUUCUGCAGCCAUUCCUUCAGCAGUACCCCAAGCCCAGCAUGUGGUGGCCCGGCCGAGUGUAUCAACCAUCCAACAGUGUCAGAGCCCUACUAACUAUUUGCAAGGAUUGGAUGGAAAACCUAUCAUUGCAGCUCCGGUGUUUACAAAGAUGUUACAAAAUUUAUCAGCCUCGGAGGGUCAGCUGGUCGUCUUUGAAUGCAGAGUGAAAGGAGCUCCAUCUCCUAAAGUUGAGUGGUACAGAGAAGGGACCUUGAUAGAAGAUUCCCCAGAUUUUAGAAUCUUACAGAAAAAACCUCGAUCCAUGGCAGAGCCAGAGGAGAUUUGUACUCUGGUCAUUGCUGAGGUAUUUGCAGAAGACUCUGGGUGCUUCACAUGUACUGCAAGCAACAAAUACGGCACAGUGUCAAGCAUCGCACAGCUGGAUGUGAGAGGAAAUGAAGACCUCAGAAAUAAUGGGUCUCUUCACUCAGCCAACUCCAUCACCAACCUGGCUGUGAUUGAGCAGCAGCCAUCCCCACCCAACCCACAGCCUCCUUCUGUGGAACAACCCCCUAAACCCAAACUCGAAGGGGUUCUGGUGAACCACAACGAGCCCCGGUCCAGCUCAAGAAUCGGGCUCCGCGUACACUUCAACCUUCCUGAAGAUGACAAGGGAAGCGAAGCGUCUCCUGAGGGUGGCCCGGUGACUGCCAACCAGACCAGGCCUGAUUCUUUCCUGGAGAGAUUCAGUGUGCAGCCAGCAAAACUCCCGGAGCCUUCCUCACCUGUCAAAGAGCCCCCUCCAGUCCUGGCCAAACCCAAACUCGACUCCAGCCAGCUCCAGCAGCUUCACAACCAGGUCCUGCUGGAACAGCAGCAGCUGCAAAACCCAUCUCCUUCGUCUCCUAAGGAGUUUCCUUUCAACAUGAGUGUAUUGAACUCCAUUGCUUCCCCAGCAGGGACAAUGCCCAGCAAGCCUGCGAAGACCCCCUCACCGCAGACGUUCAGCCUGGCCCGGCCCAAGCAUUUCUUCCCCUCCACGAAUUCCAACACCGCCAUGGCAGCCGCGGCCCCUGCCAGCUCCCCAGUGUUCACCCUGAGCAGCACUCCUCAAACCAUGCAGAGGACAGUGAGCAAAGAAAGCCUCUUACUUUCUCACCCCUUCGUGCAAACCAAAUCUCUAGGAGGAGUUUCCGUCCAGAACGAGCCACCCCCUCCAGGUCCAACGGAGCCAGCACAACCGCCACUCUCAUUUCCCAUCGCGGGCGGACACCAGUUUCAGCCCCGCUGUGUGUCUCCAAGUCCUGUCUCUCCCACCAGCCGGAUUCAGAACCCUGUGGCUUUCCUCAGCUCCGUCCUGCCUUCUCUCCCUGCCAUCCCACCCACCAAUGCCAUGGGGCUGCCCAGAAGUGCACCAUCCACGCCAUCCCAGGGACUAGUGAAGAAAAAUACGAAGUCUCCCCAGCCAGUGAAUGAUGAUUACAUUCGUGAAGCUAAGAAUGCAGUGAUUCUAGACUUGGGGAAAAAAAUGAAUUUCAGUGAUGUCAGAUCAAACCAGCAGGAGUACAAAAUUUCAAGCUUUGAGCAGAGACUGAUGAAUGAAAUAGAAUUUCGCUUGGAACGUACCCCUGUGGAUGAGUCUGAUGAUGAAAUCCAACAUGAUGAGAUCCCCACGGGCAAGUGUAUUGCUCCCAUCUUUGACAAAAGACUCAAGCACUUUCGAGUCACAGAAGGCUCUCCAGUCACAUUCACCUGCAAAAUUGUUGGAAUACCUAUCCCAAAGGUCUACUGGUUCAAAGAUGGGAAGCAGAUUUCAAAGAGAAACGAGCACUGCAAAAUGAAGCGAGAAGGAGACGGGACAUGUUCUCUGCACAUCGAGUCCACCACCAGUGAUGACGACGGCAACUACACCAUCAUGGCUGCCAACCCCCAGGGGAGAAUCAGCUGCUCUGGCCACUUAAUGGUACAAAGUUUGCCUAUUCGCAGUCGACUAACAUCUACUGGUCAGUCUCACAGAGGAAGGUCCCGAGUGCAAGAAAGAGACAAGGAGCCCCUACAGGAACGCUUUUUCCGACCACAUUUCCUGCAGGCUCCUGGGGAUAUGGUAGCUCAUGAGGGGCGCCUCUGUCGGCUCGACUGUAAGGUGAGUGGCUUACCACCCCCAGAUCUGACGUGGCUGCUCAAUGGCCAACCUGUGCUACCAGAUGCCUCCCACAAGAUGCUGGUCAGGGAGACUGGAGUCCACUCUCUGCUCAUUGACCCUCUCACUCAACGUGAUGCGGGGACCUACACGUGUGUUGCUACCAACAAAACCGGACAGAAUUCCUUCAGUCUGGAGCUCACUGUAGUAGCCAAAGAGGUGAAGAAAGCACCUGUGAUCCUGGAGAAACUGCAGAACAGCGGGGUUCCCGAGGGCCACCUGGUGCGGCUGGAGUGCCGGGUGAUAGGCAUGCCGCCGCCCGUGUUCUACUGGAAGAAGGACAAUGAGACCAUUCCUUGCACCAGAGAGAGAAUCAGUAUGCACCAGGACACGACGGGGUAUGUCUGCCUCCUCAUUCAGCCAGCCAAGAAAUCAGACGCCGGAUGGUACACACUAUCAGCAAAGAACGAAGCCGGAAUCGUGUCGUGCACUGCUAGGCUGGAUAUAUAUGCUCAGUGGCACCAGCAGAUCCCACCGCCCAUGUCCAUCCGGCCCAGUGGCAGUCGCUAUGGAUCUCUCACCAGUAAAGGACUUGACAUUUUCUCUGCCUUCUCCUCCAUGGAAAGCACAAUGGUGUAUUCGUGCUCUUCUCGCAGUGUGGUGGAGAGUGAUGAACUUUAAGGAGGUCUGGGUGCCUGCUGUGUAAGGGGGCAGACUGUGGAGAGGGAAGGAGGGUAAGCCAGAACCAGUGUUUCCCAAGCAACUGGAUCUGAGUAAGUUCCCACACUGCUGGGCCUGUGGCCAGGAGUGCUUUGUGUAAAUCCACUGCGGACUCUUGCAGUCUCCGCUGGGGAAGAGCUGUGGGGCUGUGCCUUUUAAAGAUUCCAACAAAAAUGUGAGAAGACAAGAACAGAUGAACCAAAGAUGUCAUGCCGCUGCCACCCACCGCUUUGGGGGAAAGCUAGCAUGCUCCCCUGCCCCAUGCUGGGUUAGGGAUGUUUAGACCCUACUAGGAGCAAUUAGGGGCCAUAUAUGCUUGGGCUGAGAAGAGUUAAACAGUAGUGACCUUAGGUAUCACUAACUCACCAAAUAAUAAAAAGGAAAAAGAUGGGAGGUCUCCAUCACCUUUCAUUGAUUACAUCCAUAGCUAGCUUUAGUUUCGGUGGCUUCAUUAAGUCAGCUUCUACUUAGCAUUAGGAGAUCGUGCCAUGCAACUCACACAUGUGGAGAAGCAUUUUUGCUUAUCCUGGGUGUACUGAGCCACAAAAUAAGGUGCCAAAAUGUGCUUGAGAUACAAAAUCACUGAGACACUCGAUAUUGCACAAGUGCACUUAUUCUAUAGCCAAAACAGGGCUCCACCCACCUGUCUGCACCAUUUUCUUUUGGAUACAAUGGUGAGUGGAAUUUAUAUAUCCCUAGACUCUAGAACAGUGGUUCUCAACCUUCUGGCCCUUUAAAUACAGUUCCUCAU